AUGGGAGCUACACGGAAGAUCAAAACAAAGCGCAGGACAAGGGACUACGACCAAGUCCGAGCGGAUAUCGACACCCCCAGACACCUUGCACAGUACAAGGCGACCAAAGACACAGAAGAUCUUCCUGGUCUAGGGAAGCAUUAUUGCGUCGAAUGUUCAAAAUGGUUUGAAAGCGAAUACAACCUGAACGCCCACACUAAGGGCAAAAACCACAAACGGAGAGUGCGCCUUUUGCAGGAAGAACCUCACUCGCAACGCGCCGCAGAGGCUGCUGUCGGUUUGGGCACCGACAGCGGGUUGCGACCACAGGAACAGGUUGUCGAGAUGGAAGACUAA
This is a messenger RNA of Aspergillus clavatus NRRL 1, 336 nucleotides long. Its product is annotated as putative C2H2 finger domain protein. Bases 1 to 336 code for a protein of 111 amino acids. Lineage: Eukaryota; Fungi; Ascomycota; Eurotiomycetes; Eurotiales; Aspergillaceae. The transcript has 3 exons. Gene Ontology annotation, molecular function: zinc ion binding; nucleic acid binding. The record is from RefSeq and is a predicted model, not a curated record.